CUGGAGAUGAAACACAUGCCUGGUGCUGACCCCGAGCUUGUGCUCCUCAGCCACCGAUACGAGGAGGUCGAGAGAAUCCCUCUGAGCGACAUGACCCGGGAGGAGAUCAACCAGCUGGUGCAGGAGCUGGGCUUCUACCGCAAGGAGACACCUGAUGCCCCUGUGCCUGAGGAGUUCCAGUUGGCCCCUGCCAGACCUCUGCCCAGCCUGCCACUCCCCCAAGCUCCCACCGCUGACAGCAAGACCCCACCCGAACGUGAUGAGGGAGAACAUCCAGACCUCUAG
Molecule: messenger RNA, 285 nt
Organism: Cariama cristata (Red-legged seriema)
Lineage: Eukaryota; Metazoa; Chordata; Aves; Cariamiformes; Cariamidae
Gene: SELENOM
Product: selenoprotein M
Exons: 2
Coding region: 7-285 (92 amino acids)
Cellular component (GO): endoplasmic reticulum lumen
Molecular function (GO): oxidoreductase activity
Source: RefSeq, a predicted model, not a curated record